AUGAGACCUCAUUUCGCUAACAUUAUUUUUAUAGAGAAGCCGGAGCCAUCAUUCCUCCGUAAAUUGAGGAAUGAAUUCGGAGAUGGCAGCGACCACCACCGGAGCCGCCCAAAUCCACGCCCUGCCAAAUCUAAAUAUGCUGAAGACGAAGAUGACGGACCUACCUACGUGGACGAAGAUAGCAACGAGGUCAUCUCCAAGGAGAAGUAUCUAGAGAUGGUAGCUGGACCAAAGGGGGACACUGAAGGAAACGAAGCCACGAAGCCUGCCGCAGAUGAAGGAGCCGAGACAGAAAGUCGAACUCCCAAAUCAAAGCAGAAUAUGGCGGAGAUAGGUGCCUCGAAGAAGAGGAAGCAGGGGAAAGUCAUAGGAGGUGGCGAUGUUCCGGAAGAUCAAGAGACAUCUCAAGCUCAGUCCGAAGCGCCGAAGCGGAAGAAGAACACAAAGAAGAAGAUCAAGCUCUCGUUCGACGACGAGGAAUGA
Molecule: messenger RNA, 483 nt
Organism: Trichophyton benhamiae CBS 112371
Lineage: Eukaryota; Fungi; Ascomycota; Eurotiomycetes; Onygenales; Arthrodermataceae
Exons: 1
Coding region: 1-483 (160 amino acids)
Source: RefSeq, a predicted model, not a curated record